GAGAUUUGAGCUACCCGAAUAGAACGAAAAGGACUGGCUCGUCUGCUUAUCUCGAAAUUGUGUUUGCACUAAAUUAGUGAACAUAAUGUUUCAAGUUGCGAUUUUAGCAGAACUAGUACACGGUCGCUGAUUUGAGACGUUCCAUUUAUGAUAUAAAACAUUGGAUAUACAUUCCGAAGUAUAAUACAAUUGUUGACAUAAUUGUGAAAAUCGGGUACUUAAGACGCGGAUCUCUUUACUGUCCAAAUAAGACGAACUUGUACCAUUGCUCGGCACGAUUGCUUGUGUAAAUUUACAUAUUUAAAGUGUUCUUAAUAUCAACUGCAAUACAACUGCAAUAAACUUUAAUGAGCUACUGAAAAUAAACUAAAACGGAUUAACAUUCAGUGUUUAUUUCGGACAGAUAAUUAAAGUUUGAUAUUUCAAAUUGAGGUUUUAUAUAAAAGAAUAAUAUUAAAUAUAAAAUGGUUUACCAGUUUAAUAUUCAAGACUGAAUACUAAAUACCUUAAUAAAGAUUCAAUAAAAAAAUGACGUAAAUAUGCACAUGCUACCAAAAUAUUUUGUUGGAAAUUAAUGAUUGACAAUCAUGGUUUCAAAAAAGUGAACGUCAGUGUUAAUUAGAAUUCAUUUGAUUAUAUGCUUGUGCAUUCAUUAAGCGUCCUACGUUUGCGUCGAGCGACGCCGCGUUAAGCCUCACCAGGAGCCACACAGAGGAUCGAUCACGUGAUCGGGAUGCUGCGGACGCUUCCUCCGCAGGGUUUGGACAGUCAUGGUGGCCUAAUGAAUCCCGUCAAGCGCUUCCGUCGCGAUGGGAGUCUCGUGGAGACCGAUAGAGAAUCUUCCGGGAGUGGGUCCCCGGACGGCGGAUAUAACCGGAAGUACACCGGCAAAUCUUCGUCGAUGAAAUCAGAGUCGAACGCCGACGACAGUCAUGUGUUCACAGACGAGGAGAGUGUGAUGGACGAAGAGGAGAGAGCGAUGUUAGGGGAGGCAACUCUCCAUGUGGAUGUCAACGGCAACAGCAGUCAGGGGCCAAAGAAAACGGUGGCCCAAAUAAUGCGCGACAAAAAGAAGCAAACCCAGUUGACUUUGCAAUGGUUGGAAGAAAACUACUGUAUCUGUGAAGGUGUCUGCCUACCAAGGUGUAUUCUCUAUGCGCACUAUCUGGAUUUCUGUCGCAGAGAGAGUCUAGAGCCAGCAUGCGCAGCAACGUUCGGGAAGACGAUUCGCCAGAAAUUCCCGCACCUUACCACGCGACGACUGGGCACACGAGGUCAUUCAAAGUACCAUUAUUACGGGAUUGGGAUCCGAGAAACGAGCCAGUACUACCACUCAGUCUACACGGGGAAAGGCCUGACCCGAUUUUCUGGCUGCAAGCUAAAGAACGAGGGAGGGUUCACCAGAAAGUAUUCUCUAAGCUCGAAGACGGGCACAUUACUUCCGGAGUUUCCAAGUGCCCAGUAUUUACUUUUACCGGCAAAUAUUCAGAGAGAAAAGGUGGAGACAUUUAUAAUGAUGUACAAAACACACUGCCAGUGUAUUCUGGAUACUGCAAUAAAUGCUAACUUUGAAGAGAUUCAGAACUUUUUGCUACAUUUUUGGCAAGGUCUGCCCGAACAUCUACUGCCGCUUGUAGACCAGGAAAUCAUUAUAGAUAUUAUAUGUGUGUGCGACUCUAUAUUGUACAAGGUUUUGACGGAAGUCCUCAUUCCAGCGACCAUGCAGGAAAUGCCUGAAACGUUGCUUUGCGACAUCAGGAACUUCGCCCGCCACUGGGAAAGCUGGAUGACUUCUGCCCUAGACAAUCUACCGGAUCCGCUCUCAGAACAGAAACUCCCGGUAGCGCGACGGUUCGCAUCCGCGUUGAAACGGCAGACGUCGUUCCUACAUCUCGCUCAGACUGCGAGGCCUGUCCUAUACGACGCCCAGUUGGUCAACCAGAUGAUCAGUGACGUCGACCGUAUCGAUCUGACGUCUAUCGGUACGCAUGCGCUGAAUGCCAACAAUGAUGGCGACCAAGACAUCGAGCUCAAUGCCGAACUGUUGCGCGAGUUUAAGGAUCUUCUGCGGAAGCAGGCGACAGUUGAAGCGUUCACGGAAUGGUUGGACCAGGUUGUGGAACAGAAAAUCAUUAAGCCCAGCAAACAAAAUGGCCGCUCAUUCAAAAAACGAGCCCAAGACUUCCUGCUGAAAUGGUCGUUCUUUGGCGCUCGAGUCAUGCAUAAUCUAACGUUAAACAAUGCUCAAUGCUUUGCAUCAUUCCAUCUCAUCCGAAUGCUGUUGGACGAGUACAUUCUUCUGGCAGUAGAGUGUCAACUUCAUAAUGAGAAGGAGACCGAAGUUCAAACAUUAUUAGACAAACACAUGAAAGCUGACGAAGUUGGUACGCGGCCACCCUUGGAUACCACUCCUAGCACUUGCUUCGUUGCUAACCGGGUAACUAAGGGCGUGACGUCAGACGUGAAAAAGGAGACGUUCAUUUCUGGCCACAUGGGCGGUGGUGGCGCUUUUAGGGAAUUUCCGGCUCCGGAUAGAGAGAACUACCAGAAUCCGUUGCGUUCAAUAAACGACCUGGUUGGUUCGCAGCCGAUGCCGGGUCAGAUAUUAACGCCGCCAAUCUCCCCCUCCAUGUCGAACAUAGCCGUGCCCAAUCCCACCCGGGGCUCCGUCAUCAACCCCGGGCCUCUGUACAACAGCGUCUCGUCACAGCACUCCUUCAUGCAGCCCUCAUUCUCAUAUAUGCCUCAAGAUUUGAGUAAUGUUACGCCGCCACAUUGGGGAAGCACCGGAAGUGCCUUCCGGAACCCGUAUGCAGCUUCCGGUGGAUUCUACUCCAUGAAGAACGACUUCGAUAAUUACUAUUACAAUGACAGUGUCACAGAUUCUCUUUACAAUGGUUUCCCGCCAUUUUCGGUGUUGCAGUCAGGGCCAGGGUCGCACAGUUUCCAGCAGAAUUGCGUGCAGCAGACGGGAUCGGCUUUUAAUAUAGUGUCAAGCAAUAGCGGCUAUGCGAACAAUCAAGCGAAUUUCGCGCCUCAAGAUUUCGGGUUUUCUACGGGAGGCUUUGGUCACCACCAGAAACCGCUGGCCGAGUACGUGCCCGUGAUUCAGGCCCGUCCGCAGCUUAGUCAGUACCCGGACUACACCAGUAACGAUCCGUUAAAUAUACUGGACCGACCCCACAGACACAAGGAGCACUCCGGACUUUACAACACAAGUCCCGCCAGUUGCCAUAGUCCCCGCCAUCACGACCAAGUGAACCCCGAUGAUAUUCUGAACAUCGCAAUGACCGGAAUGCUCAGCGUUGAUCACGACCUUCAUCAAGCAUUCAAUGACCCGGGACCUCUGCCGUCAAUCAACACAGUAUUUGACGUCAAAAACAUGUACUAGCUAGCGAAUCGUCUGUCUCAAUGUCACGAGCAAACACAACGUUUGUAAAUUAGCAUGAUAUGUAAGUGCUACUUCUGACAUUACAGCGAUUGAAUCUUCAUCCUUCGUGAUACCUUUAAAGUAACAUGCUUAAAGUGGAUUUUGUCGUAUACCGCAAUUUAAAUACGUCAAAACACGUGCUGUGUACGCCGUUUAACUUUUACAACGGUUUGAAGCUUUACUUUGUCUACUGUUGAGCUCGUUGUGUGUUAUUAGUGCUACAAAUACAAUACAUUCAUGAGACACGUACAUAACGUUAUUUUUUAAACCUUACAAUAAUUAAAUUAGUGCAUUACAAAGGCCUUGCAGUUAUACUCGACGCAGCUGAUCAUUGUAAAUUGCCAUUUAAUUUUUAUAACGAUGCAUGCAUAGAAAUGGUUAUUUUCACACGUUUUAUAAUUAAAAUAUGUUAUUGUUAAGGUAUGGUUUUAUGUAAAAAUGCUUGAUGUUUGUUACAAUAAUUUUGACGUGUUCUAUUACGCAACGUCGAUUACGGUUCAAUGUUGAGUUGUAUUGCUACAAACAUAGCGAGUAAUAAGUGUGCGGGUACAUUUAUGUGUAUAAUAAAAGUAUACUUUUAUUUAAAACGAAACUACUUGACAAGUACAACACGUGGAAAGCAAACAAAUUCAAAUGUGCAUGUAUUUGUAAAUGUACACUACGAUGAUAAGACGUUUCUUGAGAUACUUACUAACGUCCUCUAAACGCAUGAUAUGCGAGUCUUUUAGUUUCAUUAUAUUCCUUUUAAACUCACUGGAGGUGUGUCGUUUGUUAAUCAAUAAUAAACAAUCUUUUUUCUAAAGUAAUGUAUAGAACGAGGCGUGGCACACUUGUCGCGUUCUUUUUUUCAUUGAUAAAUUUAUAUUAUUUACAAGCAUUAUUAUAUACUUAAAAUUAACAGUCGUUUUCUUGCCGUAUGUGAUCGCUAAAUUACAUGUACAUUGAACCGGAUACCAAAGUGAGCUACUAGUAUUAUCAAUGAAACCAACUUUAUUUUGUUGUGCAUGUACCCUUAUUUAUCAGGUAUUUAUUUAUUGUUCUUUCUUAUUUAUUAUGAUUAGUAUCCAGCGAUAAUCAGAAACAAUAUCACUUUUGAACGUUUAAGCACAUUUAUGAUUACUUAUAUUAUCAGAACACCAAGUUGUCGAUUUUUUUUUUAUUCAGAGUCAAUUGUUUUAAGGACGUGUUUAUGGCCUGUGUUAUUUUAUACAUUAAUAGGGGAACGACAAACAGAAUCCCAUAUAAAAUGUGAAAAUUAUGCUAUUUAGAUUUAUUGUUUUCUUCUCGUGUAUUGCACAAUUCUGUUUAAUCGUGUUCGCUUCGGUUGGUUGUCGAUCUACAUGCUGUUGUCACCUAUACUUAUAUUAUGAUGACAAAUGCAAUAUCAUGUGACUUUAUUUAAGGUUGUCAAGUUCUAGUACAAUAAUGUAGUUUUAAAAGUUCUUAAACUCUUAAAAAAACGUGCGCAAAACCAGUCCACCGACACUAGUUAAAAGGUGUAAUUUAGCAGCCAUCAGAUUGUCUCUUCCAACAUUCUACACGAAAACUGAGCAGGGUCAUUCUGCUGUAGUUCAAUGCUACAGCUAAUUGUGUGUGUUGUUUUACAUUUAUGUGUACGUUAAUACGAUGUCAUACAUCGUCAUUUGAAGCUGGAAAGAUCUGAACUGUAUAUAUAAUUAGAAAGCAUGUAUCCACGUUUAUUGUACUAAAUUGCAUCAUGCUUAUACUGUAUAUGGUUUGAAAAAGAUAUUCAAUUACAUUAAUUUCAUUUGCGAAGUCACUUAAAACAUGAUACAUUGUUCAAGACCUUCCCGUACGUUCGACACAUCAAUACUACUGAACAUAACUUUAUCAUUCACUAUUCAUCAGAUUUCUGCUAUUCAUAUAUAAUAUAGUUCAUGGCAUUCACCAUACACGUAACUGUUAUCGUUUGUGCGGCCUGUACUCAACAAACAGUUCUCAGACCUAAGUCCAAGAAUAAAUAAUAUUCUAUAAAUUGCAAAUUCAGCAACAGCUUGAAUUUUGAGUCAAACUUGGCUUUAACCUUCUAUAUCUAAAUAGUUCUUUGUGUGGAAUAAUUUGUGAAUGACAUUAUCACCAGUGGCAUUUUGUAUGUAUUCAAAUUCUAUGAAGUUCUUUAAGCUCAUCUGAGCACAAUGGUGAGCUUUUGUGAUCGCCUUAUGUCCGUCGUGAAUGCGCUGUCCGUUGUGCGUCGUUCAGCGCCAGCAUUUGCAUUGUGAACACUCUAGAGGCCACAUUCAAUUUCCGAUCAUCAUUAAACUUGGUCAGAAGAUGUGUCCCAAUGAUAUCUUUAAUGAGUAAGAAAACGGUUCUAGUUGGUUGAAAAAUAUGGCAGUCAGUGGGCGGGGAAUCUUUCCUUAUAUGGCUAUAUAUGGCUAUAGUAAAACCUUGUUUACACUCUAGAGGCAACAUUUAGUCUCCGAUCUUCAUGAAACUUGGUCAGAAGAUUUGUCCCAAAUGGACGAGUUUUAUCAUGAUUCUGGUUGGUUGAAAAACAUGGCCGCCAGGGGGGGGGGGCCGUGAAAAAAAAUCUUAUAUGGCUAUAUUUGUCUUAAGUUAAACCUUGUUAACACUCUUGAGCCAAAUUCAUGGUCCAAUUUUUAUGAGACUUGGUCAGAAGAUUUGGCUUAAUAAUAUCUUGGGCAAGUUCGCAAAUGGCUCUGGUUGGUUCAAAAACAGGAGCGCCAGAGGGCGGGGCAUUUCGCCUAAUAUUGCUAUAGCAAAAAAAAUUGAAAAUUGUAUCCUUGGCUGAAAAGCAUGACCGCCAGGGACGGGGAAGUUUUCCAUCUUAUGGCUAUAGUAAAAACGUAUUAACAGUUUAAAUGUAACAUGUAUUGUCAACUGUUUAUAAAACUUGGACAGAACAUUUGUUUUAAUGAUAUCUUGGAUGAGUUCGAAAAUGGAUGGUACCGGUAUGUUGACAAACAUGGCAGCCAGGGGACGGGAAUUUAUCCUUAUAUUGCUAUCGCAAAACAUCGUUACCACUCAAAUAUAAUUCACUCUUCAUUAAACUUUGUCAGAACAUUUGUCCUAAUUACAUCAUGUGCUGCACAGACCAGGUCAGUUCAUUUGCAUCUCAGGUGAGCGACGUCGGGUCUUACAGGCCCUCUCGGUUUGGUUCUUAGUCUAUUCUUUAUUUUUAAGUCUAAGAACGGGUUCGUGAAUACGGGCCUACGGGAUUACAUCUUGUCAUCAGAAUCUAUAUGCAGGUCACAAACGAGGUUGAAACAAUUGAACUUUUCGUAUGGAUUGUGAUCCGAUUUUGAUUGUGUAUGUUAUGUAUGUUUCUGAAAUAUUUUAAUGUUGAUAUGUUAUUAAGACUAUCUAGAAUUGUGAAAAAGAUAUAUUGCACAUUAUAAAAAAUAAAAAGGGAAACUCACAA
Dreissena polymorpha is the source of this 6833-nucleotide messenger RNA. RefSeq names its product DNA-binding protein RFX6-like. Bases 734 to 3391 code for a protein of 885 amino acids. Lineage: Eukaryota; Metazoa; Mollusca; Bivalvia; Myida; Dreissenidae. Gene Ontology annotation, biological process: regulation of transcription by RNA polymerase II. Gene Ontology annotation, molecular function: RNA polymerase II cis-regulatory region sequence-specific DNA binding; DNA-binding transcription factor activity, RNA polymerase II-specific. The transcript has 20 exons. The record is from RefSeq and is a predicted model, not a curated record.